UCUCCUCUCUCUCUCUCUCUCUCUCUCUCAAGUAUUGUCGGGGGAUUCUUUUCUUGUUCUUUUUUAAGUACCACAAUUUCCACCGCUGCUUUCUGCAGUAGAAAGGAAAUAAGGGGGAGAGAGAUUGGGAAAGCAGAAGCUUCGCCUUCAAGAUCAAUCCUGAGGAACACAGUGUAGAGGAGGCAAGAAGCAACAAAUCCGAUCGAGCAAAGGAUGAAAGCCAACCCGAGGAAAGAGGGAGGAGGAGGUAAUGGAGCGUCCCCUCCCAUUCCGCUCCUCCCCUGUUUUGACGUGAAGGCCUUCGUAGCCACCCUUGUAGUCCUCACCCUCGUCAUGGCCAUGUGGCAGCUGCAACCCUACGAGUCCCUCUUCACCUCCCGCUCCUCCUGCCCUCUCGCCACCGCCACUUCCAACACUGUCACCAGCGUCCGGAAAUCGGGGCUCUCUCUCACCCCUGAUUCCGCCUUCAACUCCACCGCCCUGAAGCCACUUCCAAGCUCCAAUCUUUCGGUUCCCACCGCCAAGAUGAGAACCCCCGCUUUGGACCGCAACAAACGGGUCUUCCAGGCCUACGGCAGCGCCGCCGCCCUCUUCGUCCUGAUGGGCGCCUACCGCGGCGGCCCGGCCACCUUCGCCGUCGUCGGGCUGGCCUCCAAGCCCACCCACGUCUACGGUAGACCCUGGUACAAAUGCGAGUGGGUUCCCGACCCCAACCCGUCCGCCGCCCCCAACGCCACCUCCCAGCCACAGCCAGUCCGCGCCAAAGCCUACAAGAUGCUGCCGGACUGGGGCUACGGCCGCGUCUACACUGUCGUCGUCGUCAACUGCUCCUUCCCUUUCAACCCCAACACGGACAACGCCGGCGGCAAGCUCCUCCUCCACGCCUACUACUCCACCAAGUCCCGGAGGUACGAAAAGUUCGUGGCUCUGGAGGAGUCCCCGGGCUCCUACGACGAGUCCCGCUUCCGGCCACCGUUCAAGUACGAGUACCUGUACUGCGGCUCCUCUCUCUACGGCAACCUGAGCGCGAGCCGGAUCAGGGAGUGGAUGGCCUACCACGCCCACUUCUUCGGCCCCAGCUCCCAUUUCGUCUUCCACGACGCCGGGGGCAUCGGCCCGGAGGUGCGAGCGGUGCUCGAUCCAUGGGUGAGGGCGGGGCGCGCCACCUUGCAGGACAUCCAGGCGCAAGCGGAGUACGAUGGUUACUACUACAACCAGUUCCUGGUGGUGAACGAUUGCUUGCACAGGUACCGGCAUGCGGCCAAUUGGACCUUCUUCUUCGACGUGGACGAGUACAUAUACCUGCCCCAGGGGCGGACGCUCGAGUCCGUGCUGCGUAACCUCUCCGACUACACCCAAUUCACCAUCGAGCAGAAUCCCAUGUCCAGCAAGCUGUGCGUGCAGGACCCCAAGAAAGACUACUCCAAGGAAUGGGGGUUCGAGAAGCUGGUGUUCCGCAACUCCAUCACCGGAGUAAGGAGAGACCGCAAAUACGCCAUCCAGGCCAAGAACGCGUAUGCCACGGGCGUCCACAUGUCGGAGAACGUCAUCGGCAAGACCACCCACAAGACGGAGGACAUGAUCCGAUACUACCACUACCACAACUCCAUCAAUGUGUUGGGCGAGCCAUGCCGGGAAUUUGUGCCGCUACCGGCGGCAGGCAACGUGACAUGGUUUGAGAAGAUCCCAUACGUUUACGAUGACAACAUGAAGCGUGUCGCCGACACCAUCAGGCGCUUCGAGAAGCAAACCAUAGGGACCAUUCCGGCGUGGUAAUAACCAUCUUCUUUAAGCCUCUGCCGCGGCAUCGGUCCCAUGGUAAGGGGAGAGAAGGUAAAGGAGAGGAGCUCUUCCCUCGCUGUAAGUUGUUGUAUACAUAGACGCUCCUUUUUAGUUAUUAUUGUUCUCCUCCUCAUGUCCCAUUUAUUAUAAAAAAGGUUAUUUUAUUUGACCA
Musa acuminata subsp. malaccensis (wild Malaysian banana) is the source of this 1954-nucleotide messenger RNA. RefSeq names its product galactan beta-1,4-galactosyltransferase GALS1. NCBI's taxonomy places the organism in Eukaryota, Viridiplantae, Streptophyta, Magnoliopsida, Zingiberales, Musaceae. Gene Ontology annotation, molecular function: glycosyltransferase activity. Gene Ontology annotation, cellular component: cytoplasm. The record is from RefSeq and is a predicted model, not a curated record.